Molecule: messenger RNA, 2836 nt
Organism: Salvelinus fontinalis (brook trout)
Lineage: Eukaryota; Metazoa; Chordata; Actinopteri; Salmoniformes; Salmonidae
Gene: rgmb
Product: repulsive guidance molecule BMP co-receptor b
Exons: 3
Coding region: 621-2012 (463 amino acids)
Biological process (GO): BMP signaling pathway
Cellular component (GO): plasma membrane
Molecular function (GO): coreceptor activity
Source: RefSeq, a predicted model, not a curated record
CUCUCUCCCCCGCGAAGCCCAAGGCUGACAGGGCGGGCGGGUCCUGCUCUCUCAGAGGCGGGUUUUCCGCAAAAGGGUUUGGUUGAUUUGCUAUCGAUCUGAGGAAGAGAGGAGAGGGGAGGAUUCUUAGGUGAAGCCUGGAGAGAAAGAGAGAGAGAGAGAGAGAGAGAGAGAGAGAGAGAGAGAGAGGGGGCGAGAGAGAGAGAGAGCGGAGCCGAGAUUUAUUGCUACAACAAGACUAAACUCAACCAGGACGGAAUAGCGCUGCUAGAGACAGGAAAUCUGAUGCAGGGGGCGAAGAAGGAGUGAAAGUGUUUGGUGGAAGGACUGCUAUUUUUCAAUCGCUACUGUUUUUCCCUUAUCCCCCUCCUCUCCCUUUCUUUCCAUUCCUCCUCCCUGACCGAUCGCAUUCCGCGUAGAUUCUGCACUUUAAUGCCCCUGCGCACCCGAGGAGUGGAAGGAGAGAAGAGCGAGGAAGGAGAGAAAAGCGAGGAAGGAGAAGAGAGCGAGGGAGAAGGAGAGCAGAGGCCCGACUUUAACGGAAACCCCGCCGCCGCACCUCACCCCUCUCCCCCGUGGCUGCCUGUCCCCUCUCCCCUCCUGGCCCUGCAUGGACGGGGAUGGGGAGAGCCGGAUGUUGUUACCGCGGGGCUGAGCGCCUCGCAUCCUCGCCUUCCCUGCGGGCGCUGCUGCUGCUGAUCGUCGCUCUCUGUUACGGGGCGCACAGAGGUCAUUGCCAGGUGGCCACCCCUCAGUGUCGUAUCCAGAAGUGCACCACAGACUUUGUGUCCCUGACGUCUCACCUGACCCCAGCGCUGGAUGGCUUUGACGUAGAGUUCUGUAAGGCUCUGAGGUCCUACAGCGCCUGCACCCAGAGGACAGCCAAGUCCUGCAGGGGCAACCUGGUCUUCCACUCUGCCGUCCUGGGCAUCUCAGACCUCAUGACCCAGAGAAACUGCUCCCGUGACGGGCCCACCUCCUCCACACACCCCGAGAUACAAUCAGAGCCCUGCAACUACCACAGCCGUACCCAGUACACUCACCCACACGCUCAUGCACACCCUCACUCUCACACGCACACUCCCACGCGGCCGGGUUACCUGUUCUGCGGGCUGUUUGGGGAUCCCCAUCUGCGGACGUUUAAGGACAGCUUCCAGACCUGCAAGGUGGAAGGGGCGUGGCCGCUGAUUGAUAACGACUUCUUGUCUGUGCAGGUGACCAACGUUCCUGUGGUAACGGGAUCCAGCGCCACAGCGACCAAUAAGAUCACCAUCAUAUUCAAGCCCUUUGAGGAGUGUACAGACCAGCGUGUGUACCAGGCAGUAACAGAUGACCUGCCCGCUGCCUUCGUAGACGGUACCGUGAGCAGCGGAGACCCCAACCAUAACGUUAACGGAAAUAACGGUGACUCUACCGGUAAGGUACGGGCGCUGUGGAUCUCGGAGCGUAGCCCCGGUCACCACGUGGAGCUGCACGCCGGCUACAUCGGCGUGACGGUUAUCGUACGACAGCUGGGGCGCUACCUGACCCUGGCGGUGCGCAUCCCGGAGGAGAUGGCCCAUGCCUACGACGCUACGCAGGACCUGCAGCUCUGCCUGAACGGAUGUCCCACCUCGGAACGCAUCGACCGGGGAGGUCACCUGUCCCUGCCUCUCCCUCUACCACCUCCAGCCCUGGGCUUACAUCUCCAGCAGCCACACGGCCAGGGCCAGCCCUCCCACACGGCUCCCUACAACGCCCCCCAGAGGUUCAGUUUGGAGGGUGCACGGGCACGCUGCAGGGAGCAGCUGGAGUUACAGGAUAUUUAUUUCCACUCAUGUGUGUUUGACCUCCUGACCACCGGGGACGCUAACUUCACGGCAGCAGCGUUCAGUGCUCUGAAGGACAUGGAGAGUCUCCACCCACACCGUGAACGCUGGAGGAUCUUCCCGCAAAGCUCCGCCGACACCUCCCAUCCUAUCACAUGGCUCCUACUGCUCACUCUCUUUGCGCUCAGUUCUGCACUGGUAUAGCGUUUGUGUGUGUGUGUGUGUGUGUGUGUGUGUGUGUGUGUGUGUGUGUGUGUGUGUGUGUGUGUGUGUGUGUGUGUGUGUGUGUGUGAGAGAGAGAGUAUGUGUGUGUGUGUGUGUGUGUGAAAGAGAGAGUAUGUGUGUUCAUAUAGAGCCCCUAGCUGAGCUGUAGGAUAAAGUUCCCUAUUGAUGCAGAUCUAAGGUCAGUUUUGUGUUUUCCCCUAAUGGUUAUGAUUGAUGUGGGUAAACUAAGCUGAUCCUGGAUCUGUGUCUAAGAGAAACUUCUAACCAGAGCCCCUCUGGAGAUUUCACUUGUUCUUCUUCUUGGUGAAAAGAGAAUAGUUGACUGAACACCCUGAGGCAUAUUACUGCCAUAAAGGAGUCCACAGCUGGAAUCUGAACAGAUUCCACGACACUCCUGUGUUCUUCCCAUCUCUGCUGUGUGGAACCUAGCAGGCUUCCACAUUAUGAGAUUAUGACCUGUCUAUAUUUGAGGAUUACCAACCAACACUCCAACUUGUGUGUGUAUAUUGUAGAAACACACUCCAGACUGUAAAUAGUGUGUGUGACGUAUCCUGGAACGCUGGAUGGCGUUGUUUUGCUUUUUAUUUUUGCGUGAUUUUGUUGUGAUAGUUUUUUUUUAUACCUCAUAGACAGAGGGAGUUGUUUUAAGAGAAGCACUUUAUUUAGAUUUUUUGCUAAAUCCACACCAGUGUUCCCCCUCUCCCCUUUCAACCCCACCCCCUCACUCUCUUCCCCUUCCACCCCCCACUCUCUUCCCCUUUCAACCCCACCCCCUCACUCUCUCCCCCUUCCACCCCACCCCA